Molecule: messenger RNA, 2768 nt
Organism: Archocentrus centrarchus (flier cichlid)
Lineage: Eukaryota; Metazoa; Chordata; Actinopteri; Cichliformes; Cichlidae
Exons: 1
Coding region: 1-2763 (920 amino acids)
Biological process (GO): DNA integration
Molecular function (GO): nucleic acid binding
Source: RefSeq, a predicted model, not a curated record
AUGAGAGGAGUGAAAGCCAGGCUCACUCUAAGAGCAAACAGUGUACCCAAAUUCUGCCCACCACGCAAUGCGCCAUAUGCUCUUCGACCGCGAGUGGAAGCUGAGCUGACACGCCUCACUGAGCUUGGCGUCAUCUCACCUGUGGCGCAUAGUGACUGGGCUACGCCAGUGGUGCCUGUGAACAAGAAGGACGGCGCCGUGAGACUCUGCGGGGACUUCAAAGUCACCAUCAACCCAGCUCUCUGCAUCGACAAGUACCCAAUUCCACGUAUUGAGGACUUGUUUGCUACUCUCGCUGGAGGUCAACGCUUCAGUAAACUGGAUCUAUCUAAUGCAUAUCUACAGAUGGAAGUAGAAGAGAGCUCCAAGAAGUUGCUGACCAUCUCAACACAGAAAGGACUGUUCUGCUUCAACCGCUUGCCGUUUGGUGUAGCGUCAUCGCCCGCCUUGUUCCAGAAGGCAAUGGACCAGGUGCUCCUCGGACUGCCACACACUCACUGCUACCUGGACGACAUACUGGUCAGUGGUCCUGACAAGCAGACACACCUGAAAACUCUGGAUGCAGUACUCAGCAGGCUAGAGGAAUACGGCCUGCACCUCAAGCAAGAGAAAUGUCUCUUCUUCCAGGAAUCCGUGGAAUACCUGGGCCACAUCAUCGAUGCUGCUGGGCUCCACAAGUCACCGGAGAAGGUACGUGCCAUUGUGGAAGCACCAGCACCAGGCGAUGUAAGUAAACUUCGAUCUUUCCUAGGAAUGCUAAACUAUUAUGGACGCUUUAUCCCUGAUCUGGCCACUGUGCUAAAGCCGUUGAAUGAACUGCUGAACAAAGAAAAGAAAUGGCAGUGGACGUCAGCCUGUGCAUCAGCGUUCCAGAAAGCCAAAGCACUCCUGGUAUCACAAGAGGUGCUCACACACUACAACCCUGAGUUGCCUCUCCGUCUCGCUUGCAAUGCUUCACCCUAUGGGGUCGGAGCUGUUCUCUCGCAUGUCAUGCCGGAUGGCGAUGAAAAACCCAUCGCCUAUGCAUCCAGAACUCUCAGCAAAGCAGAACAAAACUACGCUCAGAUUGAGAGGGAGGCGUUAGCGAUAGUCUUUGGAGUACGCAAGUUCCACCAGUACCUGUAUGGCAAUACAUUCACGCUACUCACUGACCAUCGCCCGCUUACAACCAUCUUCAGUCCAGUGAAAUGCACACCAUCCAUGGCUGCAGCUCGCAUGCAACGCUGGGCGCUCAUGCUUUCCGCUCACAAUUACACUAUUGAGUACCGAAAGGGGGCCCUACAUGCCAACGCUGACGGACUGUCAAGGUUACCGCUCCCUCAUGCCCCCAGUGAGAAACAAGGUGCAGUGGAGGUGUUCUACACGUCACAGUUGGACACAUUGCCAGUCAGCAACGCCGAGAUCAAGCGUCACACCAUGUCGGAUUCCACCCUGUCCCGUGUCAUGGAAAUGGUCACAACUGGUCGUUUUCCAGCUGCAAAGGACGCAGGUGAGCUGUCUCCCUAUCUCCAGCGCCGCCAUGAUCUCACUGUGCAGCACGGAUGCCUUAUGUGGGGGUUGAGAGUGAUUGUGCCACCCAAACUGCGCCCCCGGGUGCUGACAGAGCUACACUCAGCACACCCAGGUGUAGUAAGGAUGAAGAGCUUAGCUCGUAGCUACGUUUGGUGGCCCAGCAUCGACUCCCAGAUCGAGCACCAAGCAAAAUCAUGCCACUCAUGUCAACGAGUGCAGAAAGACCCUGGCCUAGCACCCUUACACCCGUGGAUGUGGCCAUCCAGUCCUUGGGAACGGAUACAUGUGGACUUUGCAGGUCCAUUUGAAGGGCACAUGUACCUGGUCAUAGUGGACGCACACUCCAAAUGGCCCGAGGUGCACAUCAUGGAUAGCACCACAUCCAGCAAAACCAUCCAAGUGCUUAGGGGACUUUUUAGUCGCUAUGGCAUUCCACACAGUCUUGUAAGCGACAACGGCCCUCAGUUCUGCUCUGAAGAAUUCAGCACGUUUCUGAAAGCCAAUGGAGUCAAACACAUUCGCUCAGCACCAUACCACCCUGCCUCCAAUGGCUUGGCAGAGCGAUUUGUGCAAACCUUCAAGCACGCUCUGAAAUCUUCCAGAGGAACUACACCAGUGCAGCAGCGUCUGGAUACGUUCCUCCUGACCUACCGUAACACCCCCCAUGCAACAACCAAGGAAAGCCCUGCAAUGCUGUUCAUCGGACGCAAGCUGCGUUCUCGACUGGAUUUCCUGAAACCAAGUAUGGCUGGAACAGUGCACCAGUCACAAGAGGCUCAACAGCAACGACGCCAGCUACACUCUAAACAGAGACAGUUUGAACUUGGUGAGCCAGUGCUCGUGCGUGAUUAUAGGAGGGGGGAGGAUAAGUGGACGCAAGCUGUGGUGAUCGAGAAGACCGGACCAGUGUCCUACAAGGUACAUGUGGGUACACAAGGGGUCUGGAAGCGUCAUGUGGACCAGAUGCUGACUCGGCCCGAGUCAGACCCACCAGAGACUGCAGGGAGUUUUCCUGUGAGUUGUCCGCUGUCACUUCCUCAGACAACCACACCUGACCCAAAUACACCUCAACAGAAGGAGGAUACUGAUACAGUGCCACACACACCACAUGCACCACCAAAAACACCCAAAACACUCAAGACACCACAGUCCACAGAAAUGACACACACAGAACAUUCAGAGACAACAGGGACUGUACGACGAUAUCCUGUGAGGAUCACACGUCCGCCGGUACGUUACAGGGAUCAGUAAACUUA